This is a messenger RNA of Lottia gigantea (owl limpet), 843 nucleotides long. RefSeq lists its product as hypothetical. The coding region runs from base 1 to 843 and encodes 280 amino acids. The record is from RefSeq and is a predicted model, not a curated record. Lineage: Eukaryota; Metazoa; Mollusca; Gastropoda; Lottiidae. The transcript has 4 exons.
AUGGCUGCAAGGAAGCACAUGGAUGAAAGAGAAAUACAGGAAAUAUUUGCAUGUUCAGCUGAUGAAAAUGAUUCAACUGAUGGAGAUGAUUCGACUGCAGAUGCAGAUUACGAUCCAAAAAAGGUUGCUGACAGCAGCAGCAGCUGUGACGAAGGUUCGGCUAAUACUCGCAAAGAUCAAAUACGUACUGCUAGGGGAAAUCGUGUUAGUGGUUGUCCACUCAAAACUGAAAAAGAACUGAAAACUAGAGGUACCUAUGAUUUUUAUGUAGAGAACAGUCUAAAUGUAGUAUGUUGUCGAUGGAUGGAUACAAAAGCUGUUACUUUGAUGUCUAGUUUUGUAGGGCCUGAUCCAUUAGAUAAAUGUAAGAGAUGGGAUAAAACAUCCAAAGAACAUAAGGAGGUUGAUCGCCCAUCCAUGGUCAAAGAGUAUAACGCACAUAUGGGUGGAGUGGAUAUGUUGGACGCCCAUUUAGCUAGAUGUGAACCAGCACAAGAUCUGCCCGUUGUGAAUAAACAAUUUCCAGCAACACAAAUUGAGGAUGGUAUUCGUCCAACAGGAGUCACCAGACAGUCCGGAAAGCAGUAUAUUAAUAGUCGUGGGAACAUACAGCAAGCAAGAUCACUGAAAAACAAAAAAGAUUGCACCAAGUGCAAAUUCAAGUGCAGUUUACAUAUAACAGAUACCGACCGACUGAAAAUCUUUACAGAAUUCUGGACUUUAGAUGACAUUGAAAAGUUAUAUUUCUUUGGAAAAACUACUGUUCAAGAGGCAACAAAGCAGAACAAAAAGAUGGCAAACCAAGUCGUAAAUGUAAUAGUCUACGCUACGGUUUCUCACUAA